Molecule: messenger RNA, 1527 nt
Organism: Alligator mississippiensis (American alligator)
Lineage: Eukaryota; Metazoa; Chordata; Crocodylia; Alligatoridae
Product: nectin-3-like
Exons: 1
Coding region: 192-1475 (427 amino acids)
Biological process (GO): heterophilic cell-cell adhesion; homophilic cell-cell adhesion
Cellular component (GO): apical junction complex; adherens junction
Source: RefSeq, a predicted model, not a curated record
ACUGGAUGACUCGUCGUUCCGACGUUCACCUAGUAUCUUUAUAGUAAAUUCAAUUACGAUUCUCUUUUGUUUUGUUGUUGUUUUCUUUCUUUACAGGCCUGACCUCAACAAAGCAGUAAUCUAUAGCUGCUCAAUUGUGAGAUCUGUUGAGCACCCAACUGCGGUUCCUUCGAGUCAACGAAGUAACAGCUAUGGAGGAGGCACCGAGGCAGCGAAUGUCCACUGGACCAGAACUCGCUCUGACGCUGCUCCUCUCUCAUUUCUGCUGCAGUGUAUUUGUUAGACCUGUUGUUGAUCCGUACGUAACAGCAGUUUGGGGGAAGAAUGUCACAUUAAAAUGUAUGAUUGACAUAAAUGAAACCAUAAUACAAGUUUCAUGGGAAAAGAUAUAUGAUAAAAGUGCACAAACUAUUGUUGUGCAUCAUCCCGAAUAUGGGGUCUCUGUUCAAAGAAAAUACCACGGGAGGGUGUUGUCUAGAAGUUCUUCGCCCAUUGAUGCAAUGAUUAGUCUGCAUAAUGUGAGCUUCUAUGAUGAAGGAAAGUAUAUAUGCAAAGUAACUACAUUCCCAUUGGGAAAUACACAAUCGUUAACAAUUGUAACUGUACUGGUUGAGCCCACUGUAAGUUUUACCAAAGGGCCAAAUUCUCUAAUAGACGAUGGAAAGUGGGCAGUGGCAGCUAUUUGUACAGCAGCCACUGGGAAACCCACUGCAAAUAUAAAUUGGGAAGGAGACUUUGGUAAAAUGGAAUAUAAUUCAAUUUCCUUUCCAAAUAGAAUGGUAACAGUUGUAAGCCGAUAUAAGAUCAUUCCCUCUAAAUUUGCGAGGGGAAGGCGUAUAACUUGUAUCGUGAAACACCCAGCUUUAAACAAAGAAAUAAGAUACUCUCACGUACUAGACAUCCAAUAUGCCCCUGAAGUAUCAAUAACUGGUUAUGACGGAAAUUGGGUUUUCGGCGGAAAAACUGUUCAGCUUAAGUGCAAUGUUAAUUCCAAUCCGCCAACUAUAAAAGUCACCUGGACCAGGCUAGAUGAACAAUGGCCUACGGGUUUAGUAUCCGUGAGUGAUACGCUAUAUUUCAGUGGCCCAUUAGCCUACGAAUACAUUGGAAUCUAUAUUUGUAGGGUAAUAAAUUCCAUUGGUCAAAGAAGCGAUCAACAAACUAUCCAUAUAUUAGAUCCUUCUAUUAUUACUACACAAUCAUCCACGGUUCCAUGGUGUCCUUUGACUGAUAACAUUGCAGGUUUGGCAUCGGCCUUAACCUUAACAGCGAUGCAGGAAAGCAAUUGGGGUACCAUUAUCGAUAGUGUAAUGGGUGGAGCUUUCUUUCUAAUAUUUGUAAGCAUUUUAGUUGGAGUUAUCUGUUAUGGAAGAAGGCGAACGUUCCGUGGCAACUAUGUCAUUGAGGACCACACUCCGUCGACUGACAUAGAGGAAGAGUCUCAAGUAGAUGUUUCCCAGUCAGCUGAUGAUUAAUAAUUAUUGUCAUAGGUUCAAGUUGUUAUAUUUUAUAGUUUGUUAGAGACCG